GUGAAGCAUCAUCAUAGACACGGCACCCAGCGUUCGCAGAGUUUAAACCGUGGGCACUCUUUGUCGCGUUCUGAUGCGACCUGGUGACAUCACGGGACCACGGGCAGCGUAGUUCAGUGCGCCGAAUGUGGCGCGCGCACGAUGGGUAACAAACUGUCGUGUUCCUGCGCACCAAUCCUCCGCAAAGCAUAUCGCUAUGAGGACAGCCCGUGGCAAAAUUCCCGACGACGUGAUGGACAUCUCUUGAGACUUUGGGCAGAAGUAUUUCACGUGUCAGCGAGUGGCGCUGGCACCGUGAAGUGGCAGCAGGUAUCCGAAGACCUGGUACCUGUGAACAUCACCUGCAUACAAGACUCGCCAGAAUGCGUAUUCCAUAUUACCGCAUACAACUCCCAAGUCGACAAAAUCCUUGAUGUUAGACUAUUGCAACCAGGCACUCGUAUUGGACAAGCAUCUGAAUGCUUUGUGUAUUGGAAAGAUCCCAUGACCAACGACACAUGGGGCUUAAACUUUACAUCUCCUAUAGACGCGAAGCAGUUCAGAGAAUGUUGCUCGCCUUCAUUUAAAUUCUCACGGAAGGCAUCUUCGAGCUACAGCCUGAAGCUGGAGCCGCCGGGGAGCAAACAAAAAUUCAAGACAAAGAGGAAACCGGUCUCAACACCAGCUAGUCCAAAUCGAUCAAGUCUUAGUUACGGACGCGAGCCACAAUGCACCUGCAUGACACAGGAACAAUAUGCCAGGCUGAGAGCACAAGAUCCAAGAUACCGCUCAUCAACAUUACCGCGUACCACCACUCGGGCUAUAGAGACAGACGCGGCGGCUGCAGCUGGGCGGUCAGACAAGGUGGCUGCUGCUACAUCAUCCACAUCACUCUACGACAACGUCGCUACAACUCAGCCAGCUCAACAGCCGCCUAAACCCGCGGCACGUCAAAGUGAGACUCAGCCGCCAGCUCGUCCGCCGAAGUCCCAAGAAACAUCUACCAUGACAACAAAUACUUCAACAGCGCCUAAGACUGUAACUGCCUCCGUUGGGACACACGGAAAUACGACCACCGAAGAAACCACACAAGUGUCCAGCACUGGAUCGACAAAUCAACAUGGCCAAGAUUUGAAAUCUGAAGGCGUUCAAGCUGGUGGUACUUUGACAUCCUCCAAAUCAUCAGCAACAUCAACUCGUGCUGGAAAGGAACAUCUACAGCAUAUGCCUAAGAGUAUUGAUUAUGGAGAUGGCAAUGAAUCGGGUCGUGAGUCAGAAAGACAUAUGCAUAACCACAAUGUGAUUAACAACAACACGUCGGGUUCGCGUCGCACAAAGUCCAAAAGCACUGAAGAUAUGAAUAUGGACCCAAACACGCUGAAACGUAUGCUCAAACCCAUGCCCUCUACGGAGAGUCCCAUCACGUCCCCAGAAAUGGGACGAAGGAGGUACGCGGCAUGUCCCUCCUCCUGCUCGCACUCACAUCGCCACCCUCACCAUGGACAUUACACCCACGUCAUCAAUAAUAAUAGCAGGCAGUCGUCGCAGCGGUAUUCGUCUGCUAGCCGUGGUGUCGGCGUGGGUGCCGCCCCAAGUGGCUAUCCUGGGCGUGGACUGUAUUUGGAGCUGGGCGGUGGCGAGAGAGAUGUGUCACCACCCUCAGAUAACGUCAUGUUUGACAAUCAAUGCUAUGCUACAACACCCUCGUCGUCUAAUGGCAAUUCCGACCAAGAACAUUGCCAACGCAGAGAUCCGAGACAACAUCACCACAUGAAGCCGUGUCUCUCCCGCCAAGCAUCGCAGCAGAGCGCUACUCCAGCUCCAGGUUCUCCUACAUCACGCCUACUGUUGGAAUAUGAGAUGCAUCUAAGAAAUACACUAGCUAAGGGAAUGGAUGCUGAGAGCUACAGUUUGCAUACAUUUGAAGCACUUUUGAGUCAGAGCAUGGAAGACUUGGAAUACAACGAAAAUCUACCACCUUCUAAUCAGCGGAGUCCAUAUCCACCACGACGACGUCCUGGAUCUCAGUGUUCAGGCGGAGGAAGUCGCUCAUCAACACUUCCGCUUCCGCAUCGAAUGGGAGUGGAAAGGCAGCACAGUGCGCGAUCGGACCGCGAUGGAUAUUACAGCGAUCGCAAUGAAUUAAUGAGGGAGCGAGAGAGGGAGCGGGAACGCGAGAGGGGGUAUCUCAGUGAUCAUAAUACAAGAGAUCGGGUGAGAGAUCGUGACCAGGGUUACUUGAGUGAUCAUCAAUCUAGUUUCGCGAGCGCAUCAAGAUGUGCAUCGUGUAUCGGAGAGUCGGCUCGCUCUGCGUGGUACCGUCACUCAGAUGGGUGGAGGGGGCAGCAGCCUUCUGGUCCUCGCCGCUCCCCAUGGGACUCUCUCCCCAGCCUGCGUCACGAGGGAAGCCUAAACGAUUCCGGAUAUAGAAGCAAUCGGGCUGAUAGCUUCGAACAACGUGGUAUGUUUGAUCGCCAAGACAGUGUACGUUCUGAAUACACAAGUGAUCGGGAAUCAUCUCGCUACGGCAUCGUACAACAGGCCUCAAUCGACAGCACUGAUUCCAGGAUUUGCUAUUUGACUUCCAGUGAGAUAUCCGACGAUGAUCGCAUGUCAUUGACGACGGCUGUUUCUGAUGAAGAGGAUCCUGGUGAGAGCGCAAUGAAUUCACCGUACAAGGGAAAACAGACUGGUGCUGCAGCCGCCUCUUUCAAUUGCACUGGCGCUGUGAGAAAAGCUGGAUUUUUGAGCGUCAAAAAGUGGCUGUUACGGAAGAAACAUCAAAUCGAGCUGGCUCGGAAACGAGGCUGGAAAGGAUAUUGGGUCUGCCUCAAAGGCACCACUUUGCUCUUCUACCCCUGCGAUUCACGCGAGGGUCGAUCCGUGGAAGCUGCCCCUAAACACCUAAUAAUAGUCGACGGAGCAAUUAUGCAACCCAUACCAGAGCAUCCAAAACGCGAUUACAUAUUCUGCUUGAGCACUGCAUUCGGUGACGCAUAUCUAUUCCAAGCUCCGUGUCAGGUGGAGCUCGAAAACUGGGUAAAUAGCAUACAUAGUGCAUGCGCCGCGGCGUUCGCUCGCCACCGAGGCAAGACCGGAACGCUUCAUCUACUUCAAGAGGAAAUUUACCGGCUCGAAAAAGCCAUAGAAUCGGAUCACAAAUUGAAACACAUGGCAGAUCUACAACAGUCGGUGGUAUCUGACCCGGAAACAAGAGCUCAGUUGGCAGUGCAAAUGCUACAAUGGGAGGAGAAUCUUGAACGACUGCAUUGCGAACAAUUCAGACUUAGAUGUUACAUGGCCAGUCUGCAAAGUGGCGAGCUUCCAAACCCUAAGUCUCUGCUUACACACGUUUCCCGGGGCACAAAGAGCACAUUAAACAAAUUGGGCGUGUUCACCGUGUCGUCCUUCCAUGCGUUUAUAUGUGCUCGUUCCCCAUCUUUGCUCAACAAUUUGCUCGCGGGCAGAGGGGCUACUAAACGAAGAGCGCCUAAUCUAUCAAGAUCUAAUUCGGGCUCCAGCCGGCGCUCUAUGCAGAUGUCCCGUGAAGAGGGUGAGGCUGCUGUACGGGUGUCAUUGCCUGAAGGAACUACCGCCACCGUUGGUGUUCGUGAAGGAAUGACAGUUGAGGAGUUUCUUGCCUCUGCGUGUGUGCGCCGUUCUCUUAACGCGCUGGAACACUUCGUGAGGGUUAAGAAACGACGAGAUAUGGAGGACCAUAACUACUUUGUGCCACAUCGCUCGGAUCUCAUUGAGACAUAUUUGCACACACACGAGGUUGUGGAAGUUUGCGCGAAGAUCUUAUACCAAGUAGAACUGCAACGCACAACUUUGGAGCAAAUGUGGGGCUUCAGCGUAGAGGCCGAGCUCAUUGAGAACGCCGAGAGACAAGACGAGCUUUGUUGUUACGUCAGUCGCGUUGAAGACAAGAGCGUCGCCAUGCAAAAUGGUAUCAUAAAAGGUGAUGAGAUAAUGGUGAUCAACGGUGCAAUAGUGUCCGACCUAGAUAUGAUGUACCUCGAGAGCGUACUACAAGAGGAGCUUUCCCUCGUCAUGAUGAUGAGGUCAUCCCGCACGGAGCCGCCAGAGCUAAGCGGUGCGAUGCGCGCGGCCACUGAUGAUAUAAUCGAUUCGCUGGUAUGUCCGCCGCCACCCACCGACCCACCCGUCAUCUCCGAUGACAUGAUAUCGGGGCUCAUCGUGCCCGCGCCUGCUUGGAGCAAGGAACUGUACAGUCCUGAAACAGACGGGCAUACGGACGCGGCAUCAGGACCACCCAAAGUUAGUUCUCGAACUAACUCAUUUGAGAUCGAAAACCUACUCAAGUGUGGGGAUGUGCGUCAGAGCGCGGAGCAGGUGACAGGGUGGUGCCGGUCCCCGGGUGACACGCGUCGCGCGAGCCCCACUGGCAGCCUCGCGAGCGCUGCGGUUACCCCCUCAAGGCACCUGUCUGACGCUGACAAGCUGAGGAAAGUACUCUUAGAAUUGGUGGACACGGAACGCGCGUAUGUCAAGAACCUUAAUAAUUUACUGGAGAAUUACUUGGAACCGCUGAAGAGGGAAACUUUUUUAUCGAACGCGGAAAUCAACGCUCUGUUCGGAAACAUUCAGGAGAUUGUAACUUUCCAAAGACAGUUCCUGCAAAACUUAGAAGAAGCGCUGGAAGCUGAACCUAACUUCCACCAUUUAGAAUUUUCUAAUCAGUUCAAGAAUGUUCUAUUCGCUGUUGGAAAUGCAUUCCUUUAUUACGUAAAUCACUUCAAAUUAUAUAGCUCCUUCUGCGCUAGUCACAGCAAAGCUCAGAAAGUCUUACAUCCAAAUGAAGGCAACCAAGCGUUGCAAGAGUUCCUUGCGGCUCGCAAUCCGAAGCAACAACACUCAUCUACUUUAGAAUCGUAUUUAAUUAAACCGAUUCAGCGAAUACUUAAAUAUCCGCUAUUACUUCAACAACUCCGAAAUUUGACUGAUGUCAACUCUGAAGAGCAUCUUCAUUUAGUUGAGGCUUUAAAGGGUAUGGAAAAGGUUGCUGAGCAUAUAAAUGAAAUGCAACGAAUACACGAGGAAUAUGGUGCUAUCUUUGAUCACUUAUUUAGGCAACACCAAAAGUCAUGUAAGCAACCAAUAGACUUAAGUCCAGGUGAUUUGCUGUAUUACGGAGGCGUAGAGUGGUUAAAUAUAUCGGACUUCCUAGGAAAAAUUAAAAAGGGACUUGAAUUACACGCUAUGUGUUUUGUAUUUAAAUCCGCCGUUGUCUUCCUUUGCAAAGAAAGACUAAGGCAAAAAAAGAAAUUGAUGGGCGUUUCGUCAAAGAAUAAUUCCAAUGAAGUAGAGAUUAUUAGGUAUCAAGUAUUAAUACCAGUUACUGAGGUACAAGUUCGUGCUUCUUCAGCUAAAGAUAUGGACAGUCACUUCUUGUGGGAGCUUAUACAUUUGCGAAGCCAGCUUCAGCGUCGCUCGGAAAAAGUAUAUGUGCUGUCUAACAGUACGGCUGACUUUCGCAAUGCCUUCCUCAAGACAAUUCGUCAAAUAAUACGUGAGUCGGUUCGCAAUAUGUCGCUACCGACCACUCGGCCCGCGCCAACACCACCACGAGCGCCGCACACGCUCGACAGACCUAAGCAACAGGUUCAAGUAAUGCAAGGAUCGCAAACCUUAGGGAAAACAAAGAAACCGAAAACAUCUGGACAGAGAUUAUCUGCUGGGAACAUUGAGGUCGGUAAUCUGUCACGAGAUAAUUCUCAAGACGCCGAAGACACUCCGCAAGAAGAAGAUCACUCGUUCAGACUUAGAAGCAAAACAGUUGGUGAGGCACCAGCGUGUGAGAGCAUAAAGCGCACUCCUCCGCCUCCGCCGCCCACAGACACGGAAAAGUCCGAGGGCGGGUCUAAGUCCGAAGGAGAAGACGAACCCCCCGCACCACCCGCCAAGAGAGGGUUAGGACGCACUCCCAACCACCUCACGCUCAGCACAACAUCGACCCUAAGCGCUGGAAGUACUGGCAGCCAAGCCCGCCUCAUCCAAUCUUCGCAUCAACCCACUCAAUAUCAACCCACUAUGGUCAAAGAGCUAGGUAAGCAAGAGUCACAAUCUUUAAAAUCUUCUCCCGAAAAGAAACGCUCAGGAUCCGAGAAGAAGAUUAAAGUCAUCCGCUCUGGCAGCGGCAACAACAUUCACAGAGAGAGAUCUCCCAAUAGAUGCGAUCGCUCCCCCGACAGGGACAAGGUCACCAAAGUCAUCAUUUGCAAGUCUCCAAACAAGUCCAACCUUAAGCAGUCCAAAUCCCUUCACCGUUCCCCCCGUGGCAGCUUCGACCAAUCGAAGUCCCCCACAAUCGACAAAUCCCGCUCACCGCAGCAGAGCUUCGACGGCUCCAAGUCCCCUCGCGGAAGCAUCAUGAAGUCCCGCGAAAACAGCAUAGAUAGAGCAAAAUCACCGAAACCGGCCCCAAAAAAGGGCAUCAUGCGAACACCUCAGGCCAGCUUCGACAGGUCUCCUUGCAAAUCGCCUAACGUGAGUCGGCGAUCUUCUAAAUCCAGCGGCGAGAAACUGGCCCGCCUCGGAACCAACUCCUUAGACAGGAUGACCCACUAUUCUCAAUUGGCGAAAGUGGAAGAUAAGGCAAUAAAGAUGGGCAUCGUCGUGUCCAAGUCCACUGAAUCCAUCGCUAAAGCGAUUGAGCGUCCCACUUGUGUCGAGUGUUAUUUAUCGGGGAAGAAGCAGAGCAAGACCUCUUAGCAUAAGGGGAGGGGCAAGUACCCAAAAACUCGUAAGAAAUCAAUGGCGCCCCAGUCCAUUCUGACGUCAUCGGACCGCAGCAGUGUGGAGACUCUGGACGACGUUGCGCACGAGCGAGGAUAUUGCCCUUCACCACGACAAUGCGCUAUGAGCGAUUUCGAUCAGAUUCACGUUUAAAUUGAUUUUUAACAGAACACCAUCGAGGCCGUAUGUAAUUUACACUAUAAUUGGCCGAUGUCAUUAAUAAUUUCAAUUGACCUUUUAACAAGACUAGAAUGCGACAUAAAAGAAUAAUCAAUGUGUCGAAGCAAUGGCGCUGGUAUCAACUGCUAUUGUCAUUAUCAUUUAAUAACAUGAACGUCAAAUUCAAAACCGUACUAUGAUGUAUUUGUUUUGUUGAUGUUUCUAGAUCUAUAAAUUAACGACUAUUUGAUAGUGUUGUAUUAAAGUCGUCGCAUUUUAAACUGUGUCGUCGGGCAAUAAAUGUCACUGACAGUAGGAAUGUUCACGCAACGCCAUUUUUGAUACUUGGCUAACUACGCACGCACUCUGACUCCUGAUUGGUCGUUACUAGUUGUUGUUAUUCUAUAAAAAUAAGAUUUUUUGUUAUGACACUUAUUACAUAAUAUACGCUCCGUUACUCAAUACGCACAAUGGAGAAUGUAUUUUCUUCCGUCUUAAUAAAUUAUCCCUAUUAAUACUUAACAUAAUUUGGCAUAUCGAUCGUACCUAUCCCAUUAUGGACAUUAACCCCUACAAUUCUUACGCACAUCAUAUCCCGCAUCAUAUACACCACAUAUCCCGAAGCCUCAGUUCAUAAUGCGUCGACUAUAGUAACUUCAAUCAUUAUUAAUCAUGUCGGAGUAAUAGUGUUAAUGUCAGCUGUCACUGUCAUUACAAUUCGAUGCUUGUAUGGAGUCUUUAUUACUAUCGAAUAGUCGUUAAUUUAUCAACAUUGACAAAUGAAAUAAACCAUUCGUAUUAACGGUUUUGAAGUAAUUAGGCUUUGAUGUUAUUUAAUUAUAAUGACAUUGGCGGCUAAUACCAGCAACAUUGCUCUGAUAUAUAUAUUAAAAAAUAACUAUGAAAAAAUAUCCAAACUAUAUGCGGUAUCGUUGUUCUGUAUUUUGGAAAGUAAAUGGCGAUUUGCUCUAUCGACUGGUAAAUGGAAUUGACUAGAGAUGUGCUAAGUUUUCGUAUUAAAUAUUACUUAUAUGUAACCUUACAUAUUAUAAUCGAAACACCAAUAAACGUAGGAGUAGCGUAGAUAUAACACCGAUAUUGUUACCAGAAUGCUAAGUUCAAAGUAUGUAUACGUAACAUUUUAACCUAUUGAAUAUAUUAAAAUCAUGCUUAGUGUAGCAAAUUGCACUUACGGUAAGAAUAGCCAUACACAGAGUCGUUCAUUAUCUCUUAUAGUAAAUAUUUAAAUUAACUAAUCAUCUUGAGUGGAAUCACCUAGCUGGAAGCCUUUCAAGCUUCACAAGAAAUUUCUUUUGCGAACCUGUGAAUUGUGGAAUCGACUCCCGGUGGGGUUGUUCCCUUCCCUAUGCUCUUCCUUUAACUUGAUGUGCAUGGGCUACGAUGACUGCCCUCUCUGGGCGUCCCGAUAGCGCCUUUGCCUCAUCAUAAAAAAAUCAUUAUUUUAAAAGCUGAUUACGAAACCAUAGAGCGAUUUUAAUAUUUACUCUGUACUGUUAUUCACACUAUAUGCAAUAUACGAGUCGUUGAUUUCCAUAUUUAUUUAUACAGAAAUAAUUAUAAGUAAAUACUCUUAUUGAGUCUUCUCCAAUUGGCUUCAUCUCUCUCUCUCUAUCUUGAGCAUUUUUUCCAAUCUUCUCCACCAGCUGCCUUGAGGUCGUCAGCCCGUCGUACAAGAGGGUGAUCUCUCUUUCUGAAAAGGCCACUAUAUGCAUUUUAAAAACAAUAGUACUGAAAAUAUAGAAAGCUAUGAACGACUCAGUACGGCUGUCGUAGUAACAAUAAUUUUAAAUAGAUGCCGUAAUCAUAAUAUUCAACUUUAAUCCUAGUAUCCAAGUGCUAAGUGUUAAAUUUAAUGGCUGUGGAAUCGAACUGAUGUGUAUCCUUAACAUUAUUCAAUUAUAACCAUAAUUCAUAUUCUUCAAUUUUUUCUAUUAUCUUUAAAUAUAAACAAUAAAUUUUUAGAUACCAUUUAUUAAGUCUUCCAUUUCUUAAAGCAUUAAAUUAUUUAUAUAAUUUUAUUACGAGCUCAAUUUAGAAUUAUAUUAAUAUAUUUAUUUUUACUAUCAUC
Pieris brassicae (large cabbage white) is the source of this 8986-nucleotide messenger RNA. RefSeq names its product protein still life, isoforms C/SIF type 2 (gene sif). The coding region runs from base 142 to 6714 and encodes 2190 amino acids. Lineage: Eukaryota; Metazoa; Arthropoda; Insecta; Lepidoptera; Pieridae. Gene Ontology annotation, molecular function: protein binding; guanyl-nucleotide exchange factor activity. Gene Ontology annotation, cellular component: membrane; synapse. Gene Ontology annotation, biological process: positive regulation of axonogenesis; small GTPase-mediated signal transduction; activation of GTPase activity. The transcript has 41 exons. The record is from RefSeq and is a predicted model, not a curated record.